Molecule: messenger RNA, 1184 nt
Organism: Lycium ferocissimum
Lineage: Eukaryota; Viridiplantae; Streptophyta; Magnoliopsida; Solanales; Solanaceae
Exons: 1
Coding region: 563-955 (130 amino acids)
Source: RefSeq, a predicted model, not a curated record
AAUUUUAGUAGGUAAGAGCGCAAUCCAAAUGGGUAACAAGGUGGAUUUGAACUCGUAACUACAGUACAGAUUGCAACUUCUUGACUAUCAAAUUGUUUUUGCUAGGAGGAAUUACAUAACCUCAUGCAUCUGAUAGUAUAUAUGCAGCACUCGACACAAUCAAAAGUAAAUUUGGAUUAGGUCAAGUAGAAGUUGACAAUUGGAUCUUCUUCAGAUUUUUUUUUUUAAUCCCUGUUAUCUAUUCUGAGAAAUUGGAUAAGUUUAACUGAAACCACAGCUAAAGCAAUCACUACUAAUGAGUCUCACCAAAACCACUCCACUUAAUCAACUAUUACAACAAACUAAUACUUCAAAGCUUGGACCACACUACAUCAUGCAACUAAUCUCCAAAUUACUCAACAACCCCAUCUUAACCUGCAAUUUAUAUAGAGCACACACCAUUUGCUCUGCAGUGGCAUUAUCCAUUCAAACCUAGAUUUUACUGUCCAUCCAGAGAAUACCAAUCGUCCAGCUUAGAAAAAUUCCAUCAAGAUAGAUUGAAUUGACGAAUUAUACUUCUUUCAUGGCUCGCGCAAUACUACACUUGCAAAACAAUUUCACUAGCCUAUCUCAUGUAGGCUUUGCCAUCGGAAUGAUGUUCCUGUGUGCGCUGGCGCUCUUCAUGUGCGCCACCCAUUCAAGGAAAUGGAAGCGUAAGUGGAGAGCAUGUUAUGGCUAUGGUGAUCAACAUGACCCUGUUAUUCAACUCAACCAUGAAGAGUUUGAUCAGAGUUACCAUUUUGGAGGUGUUGAUCCAAGCACAUGUAGUGGUGAAGUCUCAAUCUGGAAGAAGAAUAUAAUCAUGGGUGGAAAGUGCCAGCUUCCUGAAUUUUCUGGUGUCAUUAUUUAUGAUACUGCUGGAAAUUUAAUUAAUCCCAAAGCUCCUCGUCCUCUUGCUCUUCCAUGGAAAGAAUAGUGUUCUUUGUGUUCCUUUUGUUUUCUGGACCAGAAAUUCAAUAAUCCACAUGGAAUCUUUGAGAAAUGAAAAGUACUUCCAGGCAUUCAUGAAGAGGAUUAAAGGGUGAAUACUGUUCUCAUAUCUUAUGUACUGAUAGUUUAUUUACUGCUUUUUAUUAUUCUUAAUCUAUUGAGGACCAAGUGGGCAGUCUAUAAAUGAUACACUCUGUUUAUGGUUUUUUCUUUAA